AGGCGAUGGAGACGCCGAGCGGGAAGACGGUGCCAAGCCCCACCGAGGCGCAGCGCGUCUUCGAGCUAACGCCCGUGUGCAUCGGCCGCAGUCGUGACUGCGAGCUCUCGUUCUCGUCCGAGGCCGCGCUCUCGCGCAGCGUGAGCAAGAAGCACGCCAAGAUAUACCCAUGCCUAUUUGACAGCAACGAACAAGUCCGCUGGUUCAUCAAGGACCUCGAGAGCAAGCAUGGCACGUACGUCAAUGGCGAUGAGCUCACGCGCGGUACGUCGAUUGAGAUCUUCCACGGCGACGUCAUCGUGCUCGCCAAGCACCUCAGCGACAGCUUUGAAAUCAAGUGCUUCCUCGAAGGCCGUGGCAACGCCAAGAUCGUCCUCGUGACCAAGAACCCGCUCAACCGGCAGCCCAUGAUCGCGCCCACGAGCCCGCUCUCGUCGGCCGAGAAGCGCAAGCUGGCCAAAGACCCGCGCGAGCUCUCGGUGCAGAAGCGAUUCCGAACGCUCGAGCGCGAAGAGGCGGCCAAGCCAGGCCUUGGCCAGUCGCCGCUCAAGUGCCCCGUGUGCUUCGAGUACUUUAUCGAGUCGAUGACGCUCUCGUGCUCGCACUCGUUUUGCGGCAGCUGCCUCCAGCACUGGCUCCUCAAGUCCUUGUCAUGCCCCACCUGCCGUGUCGCCGUGGCCUUGCUGCCUGUCCGGACACGGACGCUCGACGACCUCUGCCUCCAGCUCAUCGACCCUUCAAGCGAAGCAUGGAUCGCGCGUCAGAAGGCGCACAAGGCCGAGCUCGAUGCGCAUCUCCGCAAGGCGCGCAAGAUCCGCAAACAUUUCCUCGAGCUCCAAGGCCAGCCGUGGCCGACCAUCUGGAGCAUUUGGCACUCGGCGCGCGACCGCGACGCCUUUGUACACAAGCUGGCGACCGCAACCGGCGUCGUCCGCGUCGCGUGGUGCGAAGCCGUCGGGCUCACCGACGACGCGAUUGGCACCCAGUCGCCAAUCAAGCUCCUCAACGCGCUCUGCAACGUUUUGCCCGAAGCGUGCUUUUCAUCGAUGGAGAGCUCCGAGAUGCGCAGUCGACUACGCCUCUUCCUCCACUACGGCUAACGCGCCGUCCCUCUAGACCCACCUCAAUAGACUCGU
This is a messenger RNA of Saprolegnia parasitica CBS 223.65, 1136 nucleotides long. RefSeq lists its product as hypothetical. Gene Ontology annotation, biological process: ubiquitin-dependent protein catabolic process; protein ubiquitination; mitotic cell cycle checkpoint signaling. Gene Ontology annotation, cellular component: nucleus. Lineage: Eukaryota; Oomycota; Saprolegniomycetes; Saprolegniales; Saprolegniaceae. Bases 6 to 1100 code for a protein of 364 amino acids. Gene Ontology annotation, molecular function: ubiquitin-protein transferase activity; protein binding. The transcript has a single exon. The record is from RefSeq and is a predicted model, not a curated record.